GCACCCCGUUUGUGUCCCCUAAGAGCUCAGCUAAGCCGACAGUGAGAUGUUGCUAUCUGAAAAUAGGAGUAAGCCUUGUCUGGUGUUACGCCCUUCUUGAUCCCCUCCUUCCCUGUCCCUUUCGUCUUCCUUCGCUCGCCGUCACCCCAACCCGCCGGCACCCUUCUCCGACGAACGGCGAUCGAGUUGCGUCCGACGCCCUCUCAGAGCAGUGCAUUGUUCCGCCGGAAACGGACGGUGGAGAUGGGGAGGGAGGUGGCUGAGACCUGCAUGGAAGGCAUGAUCUUGGAGAUGGUGUCCGCGUACUCCACCCGCUUCUACGCCACGAAGCCCGACCUCGCCGCCCGCCGGAUCGAGGCCAUUGGCUACCAGGUCGGCCUCCAGCUCUCCGAGAGAUAUACAACAGAGCGCCCACGGUUUGGUGAUCAUCUAGAGGCAAUCAAGUUCAUCUGCAAAGAUUUUUGGUCAGAGCUAUUCAAUAAGCAGAUUGAUAACCUGAGGACUAAUCACCGAGGUACGUUUGUGCUUCAGGAUAAUCGGUUCCGUUGGCUUACACGCAUACCAAUCAAUUCAUUGCCCAAUAAGAUGGAUGCAUCCCAGCAUGACCCUUCUGCACCAACCCCUGAUAAUAAAGCAGCUCAAGACACAAGCAUGCAUCUCUAUUUCCCAUGUGGAAUUAUAAGGGGGGCCCUCUCCAGCCUGGGAAUUCCAUGUGCUGUUUCUGCUGACAUAUCCAACCUGCCUGCAUGUUCGUUUGUGGUACGCAUAAAAGCUUAA
Messenger RNA from Phoenix dactylifera (date palm), 777 nucleotides. RefSeq lists its product as uncharacterized. NCBI's taxonomy places the organism in Eukaryota, Viridiplantae, Streptophyta, Magnoliopsida, Arecales, Arecaceae. Gene Ontology annotation, biological process: regulation of GTPase activity; endoplasmic reticulum to Golgi vesicle-mediated transport. The record is from RefSeq and is a predicted model, not a curated record. Gene Ontology annotation, cellular component: trans-Golgi network; cis-Golgi network; TRAPP complex.